AUGCAAACUUUUGUAACAAGCAAACAAUUCAUUUUUAAAAAAUUUCCUCAUAAAGGGAACUCGAUGAAGAAACUGCCUGGGGUAAAAGCCUAUGAAGUAACAUAUCCACAAAAAAUCCAUACUUUGCAGAAAAGAGAUGUGGGAGGAAGUCAGAACUUUCACCAAAAGGCCAAGUAUGAAGAUGCUGUACAGUAUGAGAUUAAAGUGAACGGAAUGAAAGUGGUCCUUCACCUAGAAAAAAAUAAGGAUUUUCUUUCCAAGGACUAUACUGAGACUCAUUACUCCCCUAACGGCACAGAAAUUACAACUAGCCCUGAAAUCAAGGACCACUGCUAUUAUCAAGGUCACAUCCCAAAUGAUAGUGACUCUACUGCAAGCAUCAGUGCGUGUCAUGGCUUGAGAGGAUAUUUUAAGUUGCGUGGCAAGAGGUACCUUAUUGAACCUUUGGAGGCCUUAGACAGUGAAGCACAUGCAGUCUACAAAUAUGAGAGUCUUGAAAAUGAUGAGAUCCCCAAGGUCUGUGGGGUUACCAACACCACAUGGGAAUCAGAAGAUCCCCUCAAAAAGGUUUCCCGGCUGAGUACCAGUAGGGAAAAGCAAGCAUAUCUGAAGGCCAAGAAGUAUGUGGAACUUUACAUAGCUACGGACAUCAGAGUGUUUAGGAGAUACGGCCGCAGUCUUAACAACGUAAGGACAAGAAUAUUUGAAAUUGUCAAUUAUAUAAACGUGGUUUACAAGGCCUUAAACAUUUAUGUAGCUUUGAUUGGCUUAGAAAUUUGGUCUGAUGGGGACAAGAUUGUUGUGGACGCUGCCUCUGGCAUCACUUUAGACCGAUUUGCAGAGUGGAGGACAUCAGAUCUGCUGAAGCGGAAGAAGAAUGACAAUGCCCAGUUACUCACGGGGAUUGACUUCACUGGACCAACAGUAGGAUUGGCCUUUGUGGGAACCAUGUGCAGUCAGACUCACUCCGCAGGGAUUGUUCAGGAUCACAGCAGAAACCCAAUUGCUAUCGGUGCCACUAUGGCCCAUGAAAUGGGUCAUAACUUUGGCAUGAAUCAUGACUCCGAUCUCUGUACGUGCAAUUCAGCCUCUUGUAUCAUGGCAGCAGAGCUCAGCCAUGACAUUCCCUGGGAAUUCAGCUCCUGCAGCCUCCAGGAUUAUCAGAAAUACAUGAUGGACCGGACACCAAGGUGUAUAAUGAACAUGCCAUUACUUAAAGAUAUCAUCACACCACCAGUCUGUGGAAAUGACUUUGUGGAGGAAGGAGAGGAAUGUGACUGCGGCUAUCCACAGGAGUGUUCAAAUAGCUGCUGUGAUGCUGCUACUUGUAAAUUGAAGCCCGAAGCUAAGUGUGGAUUUGGGGACUGUUGUGAAAAUUGCCAGAUCAGAAGAGCGGGAGCUGUAUGCCGGGCAGUUCAGCAUGACUGUGAUCUGCCAGAAUUGUGCACAGGCCUUUCUCAUGAGUGUCCAGAGGAUCGCUUCCGUGUGAAUGGACACCCGUGUAAAAACAACAAAGGUUACUGCUACAUGGGGAAAUGCCCUAUCUUGCAGAACCAAUGCACCGAUCUCUGGGGAAAAGGGGCCACAGUAGCUUCAGAUUCUUGUUAUAAUAUAAACCAGAAUGGGGUGUAUUAUGGACACUGCAGGAAAGCAAACGGCACAUAUAUACCAUGUACACAAAAAGAUAUAAAGUGUGGCAAGUUAUUCUGCACCGGUGGUUCCCGAAUGCCUUCAACUGGAAGCCUAGUAGCAUUUGAUUCAUGUAAAGGCAGUUUCCCAAACAAAGACGAAGAAGAUCAUGGAAUGGUUGCCUUUGGGACAAAAUGUGGAGAAAGCAUGGUCUGCAUCAUGGGACAAUGCCUUGACAUUGAGAGAGCCUACAGAUCCUCCAACUGUUCUGCUCAGUGCCCAGGACAUGGGGUCUGUGACCAUGAAUUGCAAUGCCAGUGUGAGGAAGGAUGGGCACCACCAAACUGUGAAGACUCCACAUGGAACAGAAAUAUCAUCGUCGUCACUGUUUCUGUGUUGGUGAUCCUUAUUGCCGCAGCACUCAUCGGUGCUUUCUUAUGCCGGUAUUUGAUUAUGAAGAAAAAACUAAGCAGCAUCCACAAGAACGUGAAUGGAUCUGCAAACCAUGGCUUCUCAGGACCAGAACAAAAGAGAAGACAGCAUAUGAGCCCCAUAUCUGUUCCUCAAGAGGUCAACCCUACAAGUUUACGUAUUCCACCGCCUCCACCACAAGCAAGCAAACCGCCAGUUCGUAUUCAAAUUCCAGGUGAAGAAUCCCCACACAAGCUGGGCGGCUACCAAAAUGCCAAAAUGCCAAUCAUAAAACCGAAUAUUCCACCUCCUCCUGUUCCAACUGCCAAACCAGCUUUGUCUCCUGUUACAGGCAGUUCAGUAGCAGAAAUAAAGCAUGUUCCUUCUGCUGCCUUCAAACGUAAAGCAGCUCCUCCACCUCCACCUCCGGCUUUGAAACCCCCAAGUAACCCCAAAGUGUGAAGGCUUGGACCAAAUACUGUUCUGGGAUUUCAAGGAGGCAUUUCAUUUUCCUUGGUUCUUCCAUUUGCAAAGGAAACAGAAUGGCUGAUAGCUUUUGAUGG
This is a messenger RNA of Euleptes europaea (tarantolino), 2603 nucleotides long. RefSeq names its product zinc metalloproteinase-disintegrin-like MTP9. NCBI's taxonomy places the organism in Eukaryota, Metazoa, Chordata, Lepidosauria, Squamata, Sphaerodactylidae. Gene Ontology annotation, cellular component: plasma membrane. The record is from RefSeq and is a predicted model, not a curated record. Bases 1 to 2502 code for a protein of 833 amino acids. The transcript is spliced from 24 exons. Gene Ontology annotation, molecular function: metalloendopeptidase activity. Gene Ontology annotation, biological process: proteolysis.